Messenger RNA from Entelurus aequoreus (snake pipefish), 762 nucleotides. RefSeq names its product protein tweety homolog 3-like. NCBI's taxonomy places the organism in Eukaryota, Metazoa, Chordata, Actinopteri, Syngnathiformes, Syngnathidae. The transcript is spliced from 4 exons. The record is from RefSeq and is a predicted model, not a curated record. Gene Ontology annotation, molecular function: intracellularly calcium-gated chloride channel activity; volume-sensitive chloride channel activity. Gene Ontology annotation, cellular component: plasma membrane. Bases 340 to 762 code for a protein of 140 amino acids.
ACGAGGCAGAGGAGGAAGGAGGAAGGAGGAAGGGCGGAUGUGAACCAGAUCUUUAGUCAACUAGACGAGUCGCUUGAUAGAUCCAGUCCGGAUCUAUGGAGAUCCCAGUCGAAGGCUCGCCUUUGUCGAACCCGCUGGAAUGAGAGCGACUACGACACGGAUUUGGACCCGCUCAGCAGGAUGUAAACAAACCGCACGGACAGAAUGACGAGAGGAACAAAAGAGACUCGUUAUCAGCUACUAACUAGCAGCUAAACCGGCUAACCUUACCUCACUGGGACCUCACUGCGGACUUUACAAGCCUCUUUGUUUACCAACUGACCGGACUUCUGGGUGGCCAUGGCGGCGGUGGUGAGCUACUCUCCACCGUGGUGGGUCAACCUGCUGCACCGGCUUCCCCACUUCAACUUCAUGUUCGAGCAAACCAGCAGUGACUUCCAGCCGGAGGAGUGGACGUAUCAGCAGUCCAUCCUCUUACUGGGAGGUGUGGCGCUGGUCUGUCUGGCCCUGGACCUCCUGUUCCUGCUCUUCUACUCCAUUUGGCUGUGCUGCCGGCGGAGCAAAAGGGAGGAGCAGCCGUCGGCCGACUGCUGCUGCACCGCCUGGUGUGUCAUCAUCGCCACGCUGGUGUGCAGGGUGGAGUGGCAUCUUCAGGUUGGGGACGAGAUCCUGCCCCGAGUGGCGGAGUUCAAGCACCAUGGGAUUUUGUUCAAGAGAGAGGGAAGAGUGGAUCGUGAGAUCAACUGGUGGAUAGGUGUCUGA